CCCUAUCUUGCCUCUAGGUUCCGCUGAGCUCCUCCCCCGUGUUGGGGGGCUUUCGUUUGAUCAAAUCCUUCAACUUGAACCGCUUCGCCCAAUAUCACUUUUUACAACAACGGCAACUGUAAACCCGCAACUUGCGAAGCGCUCUCUAAUAGCACAAUAUAUUAACAAAGGGGAAAAAGAGGAAGGGGAUUAAAUACUCUGUGUCAUUCAUUGCCAGCGGUAAUGGAGAGACGGGUCAGAUUGUGCCCAAUUCGGCAAAUGGCUUUUUGCUUCCAGCUUCUGAUCUUGACCUCCUUCUUUAUCAUAACCAAGACGAAUAUAACUUGUAGAUCUUGUCACCUCCCGGUUCGCCCGCGAUCUAACGGGUUAUUAGAAUCACUUCAAGCGGAGAAAUUUGCAACAGGCUCCGGAGGGGAAGUUAUCAGAAAUGGAGACGGGGCAGCUGGGUACGAUCCUGCAAGUGAUGAAACUCACCGGCGUGAAUAUCUGGGGGAUCCUGACGAUCGGCUCUCGGAUCCCGGCGAGGACAGAAGCGGGCACCGAAAAUGGACUACUGCCCUGAACCGUUUGGGAAAAGGACAGAUGUCAGACGGAGAGAAAGUUUUCGACCUCGAUAUGAAAAACGAGAGAGGAAAUAGUGGACGGAAUACUAUGUCUUCAGCAGUUGUAGGUAACAACAUUGCCGAUAGUUUGGGUGGCGGGGAUCGCAGGCGCAGCGUUGGACUUUGGGGAGAAUCGGACCGCGGGAGAUGGUCACAUUCAUCCCCAAAGAAAGGUUCCCUGCCAUCGGGCCAGCGCAGGAAGCGCAGCCCAUCACUGCAUAGAUUCGUUCGCUCAGAAUUGAGAUUUAACAGUGAAGACAGACGGACGUCCAGCUCAAGACAGGACGAGCUGAAACUUACCAGCUCGACUUUCGCACUGACGGGAGACUCAACCCAUAACCAAGCUAUGGUGCACUGGUCAGGGCAGAAUAGCAGCGUCAUUCUUAUGCUAACCAAGCUGUUCGACUUCAACUUGGGCAGUGUCACAGAGAGUUCCCUGUGGAGGUCCACAGACUAUGGAACAACUUAUGAGAAACUCAAUGAUAAAGUUGGGGCAAAAACCAUUCUGAGCUACUUGUACGUCAGUCCCAAUAACAAGAGAAAGAUUAUGCUGUUGACUGACCCAGAUACUGAAAGUAGUCUGCUGAUCAGCACUGAUGAGGGAGCCACUUACCAGAAGUACCGCUUAAAUUUCUACAUUUUGAGUUUAUUGUUUCACCCUGAGCAGGAGGACUGGAUUUUGGCAUAUAGCCAUGAUCAAAAGCUCUACAGUUCUGUGGAGUUUGGAAGAAGAUGGCAACUUGUUCAUGAGAGAGUGGCUCCUAAUCGAUUCUAUUGGUCGAAAACAACGUUAGACAAAGAAUCUGGCCUAAUUCAUCUGGAGACCAGUAUUUCAGAAGGACGGGCUCAAUAUGUCACCUGCAAACUACAGAACUGCUCGGAGGCCAACAAAGGCAAACCGUUUCCAGGGUAUAUUGACCCCAAUUCCCUUGUGGUUCAGGAUGAGUAUGUCUUCGUUCAGGUAUCUACAGGAGGUCGGCCGGUCUACUAUGUGUCUUAUAAAAGAGACGUCUUUGUACCUAUGAAGUUGCCGAAGUAUGCUUUGCCAAAGGAUCUACAUGUUAUCAGCACCGAUGAAAAUCGGGUAGUGGCUGCUGUGCAGGAGUGGAACCAGAACGACACUUACAACUUGUAUGUGUCAGAGGCUCGGGGGGUCUACUUCACCCUGGCGCUGGAGAGCGUGAUGAGCAGCAUGGGGCCAGAAGGCAAUGUCAUGAUUGAUCUCUAUGAGGUAGCAGGGAUAAAAGGGAUGUUCUUGGCAAACAAAAAGCUUGAUAACCAAGUGAAGACCUAUAUCACCUACAACAAAGGCAGAGACUGGCGUUUACUUCAAGCCCCUGUUACAGACCUUAGGGGGAAUAGCAUUCACUGCAUACUGCCGUACUGCUCGCUGCACUUACAUCUUCAUGUAUCGGAGAAUCCGUACACAUCUGGAACCAUAGCCAGCAAAGACUCAGCGCCUGGUAUCAUUGUGGCAUCGGGAUCCAUUGGUGCAGAGUUGACAACCAAUAAUGUCAGUAUGUUCAUAACAUCAGAUGCUGGAAACACAUGGAGACAGAUAUUUGAGGAAGAGUACAGUGUGCUAUAUCUGGACCAAGGUGGUGCUUUAGUGGCAAUCAGACAUACUCCACUUCCCAUCAGACAUCUCUGGCUGAGCUUUGACGAAGGGAGAAUCUGGAACAAAUACAGUUUCACUACUUCCCCUCUUUUUGUGGAUGGAGUAUUAGGAGAACCAGGGGAGGAAACACUUAUAAUGACAAUAUUCGGCCAUGUCACCCAUCGCUCUGAGUGGCAGCUUGUCAAAAUUGACUUCAGAUCCAUCUUCAAUAGGAGAUGUACAGAGGGGGAUUAUCAAACAUGGCAUCUCCAUAACCAGGGAGAGCCAUGUAUCAUGGGAGUGAAAAGGAUAUACCAGAAGCUGAAGCCUAUAGCCAGGUGUGUUAUGGGCAAAGAUUACUCUGUCACCAUGGCGUCAGAACCCUGUGAAUGCACCGAGUCUGACUUUGAAUGUGAUUAUGGCUACGAGAGGCGUAGCAAUGGGAAGUGCUCACCAUCCUUCUGGUUUCUUCCAUCUUCAAUGGCGAGAAGCUGUACCACUGGAAACAUUUUCCUUAAUAGCACGGGAUACAGGAAGGUUGUGUCCAAUAACUGCACCGCUGGUAUAAUUGAGGAAUACACCGCCAGGAAACAGCGGUGCCCCAGCCGAGCUCCCAGAGGCCUUCAUCUCAUCACGAGCGAAGGAAAGCUGACAGCUACACUGGGGACCAAUGUCACUUUUCUUGUCUUUCUUGAGGAGGGUGAUGGAUCUAGAACAAGCGUCACAUUGGAUUUUGGAGAUGGCAAUGCAGUAACGUACUCCAACCUUAGUUCCAUUGAAGAUGGAAUCAAGCACGUUUACCGAAAUGUUGGAAUUUACAAAGUUUCUGCAAUGGCGGAGAACGGUCUUGGCUCUGAAAGUGUGGUUCUCUACCUGCACAUAACAUGUCAGCUAGAACAUAUCUACCUUUCGGCUCCCUUUGUGGCAGUAACGAAUAAAGAAGUGAAUCUAACAGCAGUCUUAUGGCCAAGCCAAGUGGGAUCAGUCACUUACAUCUGGUGGUUUGGAAAUAACACAGAGCCUCUGAUCACCCUUGAGGGAAGCGUUGCAUUUACAUUCAGCCGAGAAGGAAUCAACACAGUGACGGUGCAGGUGUCUGCUGGGAGCAAGAUCCUGCAAGACAAGAGAACUAUCGUCGUGCAUGAAUAUUUUAGGUCACAUCUUUUAGCAUUUUCUUCAAACUUGGAUGAACAUAACCCUGAUGUUGCUGAAUGGAGACAAGACAUCAGCAGAGUAAUUAAGAAAUCUAUGGUUGAAGCCACCGAAGUCAAUCAGGAGCAGCUUUUGGUCGCGGUCCUGCCCGGUUUACCUACAGCAGCAGAAUUCUUCCUUCUGCCCAGUAAAGAUUUAACAGAAAGGAAACCAGAAGCAGUCUCAGCUCAUUUGGAUCAGAUAUAUGAAGUCUUGCUCGGAGCCCUUAAUCAAAACCUUGUACAGUUCACUCUCCGGCCCAGGGUUCAGGUCACAGUCUACGCCGCACAUUUGUCUGCCGCUCCACUCGUGGACACCACUGAUAGCCACAGCGGCGCUGCCAUGCUCAUGCUGCUCUCAGUGGUAGUUGUGGGUUUAGCAGUCUUUGUCGUCUAUAAAUUCAAAAGGAAGAUCCCAGGCAUCAGUGUCUAUGCGCAGAUGCAGAACGAAAAAGAGCAAGAAGUGAUUAGUCCAGUCAGUCCAAUGGAAGAGACGCCAAAACUACAAAAGGACUUGGUGACUUCUCUGGAACUGCUGGACGCAGAGAUGAAUACACAGGCCAUAGAACCUCACACAGACAUCAGAUUUGCAACAGAAAUACCUACUUAUGUCAAUGUUUGAAUUCUGGAACCCAAGUCAGAUGCAGUUGUGUUUCGGACCCACAAACCAUUCAGACACAAAGGUUUCAAGCUUUAUGCCUGUGCAUGUUGGACUGUGCUGACACAAACUGUGCUCUGUGGAUACCAGAAUAAACUGUACAGGUUUUUUAUA
This is a messenger RNA of Paramormyrops kingsleyae, 4161 nucleotides long. RefSeq names its product sortilin-related VPS10 domain containing receptor 1 (gene sorcs1). Gene Ontology annotation, molecular function: protein binding. Gene Ontology annotation, cellular component: Golgi apparatus; membrane. NCBI's taxonomy places the organism in Eukaryota, Metazoa, Chordata, Actinopteri, Osteoglossiformes, Mormyridae. The record is from RefSeq and is a predicted model, not a curated record. Gene Ontology annotation, biological process: post-Golgi vesicle-mediated transport.